Lineus longissimus is the source of this 2429-nucleotide messenger RNA. RefSeq names its product natural resistance-associated macrophage protein 2-like. NCBI's taxonomy places the organism in Eukaryota, Metazoa, Nemertea, Pilidiophora, Heteronemertea, Lineidae. Gene Ontology annotation, molecular function: manganese ion transmembrane transporter activity; cadmium ion transmembrane transporter activity; iron ion transmembrane transporter activity. Gene Ontology annotation, biological process: metal ion transport; response to manganese ion; manganese ion homeostasis. The transcript has 15 exons. Bases 248 to 2113 code for a protein of 621 amino acids. The record is from RefSeq and is a predicted model, not a curated record. Gene Ontology annotation, cellular component: apical plasma membrane.
UAAAUGCAUGACGGUAUAAUGUGGACUACACAUGUCAUGACAUACAUGCAUUGAAUUGAAUAUGGCCAACUUGACUAUCCUACAUAUGACAUGACAUUCACGUAGGCAUAGCCAACCAGUUUAGGUGACAGGUUAAAAAGAUUUGGGAAUGUUUUGUAAUUGUAUCUCAUUCUGGGGCGGAUCACCAGGGCUGGUCCAGGACUCUGCCAGGAGCCAGUUACUCACUGCUGGUGAUUGAUCAAUCAUAAUGAACAAAAAUGUGGAGGUGGAAAAUCAGGAGUACAGUGACGAGUGGUUGCCUAAACUUACAUUCAGUAGACCAAGGAAGAUUCGCCCACGAGAACCGAAUUGCGGCGGCACAAUCCUUGAGCUCUUCCGUUCACCAGAUGCCCCAGUGUAUGAGUACCAGAUAGUCGGGGCGGUGGAGCCUCCAGACUCCCCAACCAUGGAAGACACACUACUACAAACCGGAGACAAUGGUGCCAAAAAUAUGAAUGAAUCAACAAAGGCUGGCACGUACUUUGAGAAGAAAAUUGAGAUUCCUGAUGAUGAGAGUGCACGCUUCAGCUUCCGGAAACUUUGGGCAUUCACAGGUCCAGGUUUCCUGAUGAGUAUAGCAUAUCUUGACCCGGGGAACAUCGAGUCUGAUUUACGCUCAGGAUCAGUUGCUCAAUUCAAGUUAUUAUGGGUGUUACUGUCUUCCACUGUCCUUGGUCUCCUGAUGCAGCGACUGGCAGCCCGUCUCGGUGUUGUCUCUGGGUUACAUCUGGCCGAGGUCUGUCAUAACAAGUAUCCAAAGGUGCCUCGUUUGAUGUUAUGGCUGAUGGUAGAGAUUGCCAUUAUCGGGUCUGACAUGCAGGAGGUCAUCGGCACAGCCAUUGCAUUUUAUCUUUUAUCAAAUGGAAAGAUCCCCCUGUAUGCGGGUGUCAUCAUCACCAUAGCUGAUACUUUCACAUUUCUUCUCCUUGAUAAAUAUGGUCUUCGUAAGCUGGAAAUCUUCUUUGGAUUCCUUAUAACUGUGAUGGCAGUGACAUUUGGUUAUGAGUAUGUCGUUGUAUCGCCAGAUCAAGUAGAAGUUUUAAAAGGGAUGUUCGUGCCUUACUGCCAAGAUUGUGGACCAAAACAGUUGCUGCAGGGUGUGGGAAUUAUUGGUGCUAUCAUCAUGCCUCACAACAUAUAUCUACACUCAGCUUUAGUCAAAUCGCGAGACAUUGAUCGCAGUAAAAAAGCUAAAAUCUCCGAGGCCAACUUUUAUUACUUCAUUGAAGCUGGGCUUGCUCUCUUCAUCUCCUUCCUCAUCAAUGUAUUUGUGACGUCCGUGUUUGCUCAGGGCUUCUACGGGAAAGAAACCAGAGAAAUUUAUAAUAGCUGUUUAGCUGCUGAUAAUGUGCAUGCUGAUAUAUUCAAUGUAACCAAUGUGGAAGUGGAUAUUUAUAGUGGGGGCGUAUUCCUCGGGUGCCAGUUUGGUGCUGCAUCAAUGUAUAUUUGGGCAGUUGGAAUCCUAGCUGCUGGGCAGAGUUCAACGAUGACUGGUACUUAUGCUGGUCAGUUUGCCAUGGAGGGCUUCCUGAAUCUUAAAUGGGCACGAUGGCAACGCGUCUUGUUGACGAGAUCCAUCGCUAUCAUGCCAACCAUUCUCGUCACCGUGUUCGCCGGCAUAAAUCAGCUGACCAAGAUGAAUGAUCUGCUCAAUGUGCUGAUGAGCCUACAGCUACCUUUUGCAUUGGUGCCAAUCCUGACGUUCACAAGUUCAGACCUUGUAAUGGGCGACUUUAAAAAUGGAAUCCCCAUGAAGAUAAUAGCUGGCACCUUGUCUUUGGUGGUUAUUGGCAUUAAUAUGUUCUUUGUGGUGACUUACAUAUCAGCUCUACCGUCCCAUUGGGCCAUCUACCUAGCUAUGGCAGUAUUGGUGGCAACCUAUCUCGGAUUUGUCUUAUAUCUAACAAUGUUCAGUCUUUACUUCCAUGGAGUCGAGUGCCUUCAAAAAUUCCGAAUAUUUGGAUCCACUUCCGGCGUGGCUUAUGAGUUACAAACGGCAACAAGUCAUACUGAUGUAGAUUCACCAGAAAUGUCAGAUUAUGGAUCAAGAGAGAUUCCAGAUAGCCCAAACUAACAGUGUUUACUUGCCAUGCGUGUUACAAUGACUUGAUUUAUAGCAGAUAUUGUAAUCAAGCUAACUUCUGCCUUUUACGGUACUACUGAGAUCCCCUCAAGUUGAUUGUUUAUUUGAAUGUGCAGAUCGCUCUAGUCUGGAGUGCAGAAUUUUAAAGAAAGUUGCUAUUUAUUGUAUGAUAUACAUAGUAAAUAAUAGAAAUUUAUUGUAUAUUUACCUAUUAUUUUUGUGUCCCUCUAAUGGCUAUUCUGAUAUUAAUUCAAUGUUUAAAAACAUGGUUAUGGUAUUGAUAUUUGGCAGAUAUUUAUUAAAUCAU